Molecule: messenger RNA, 2136 nt
Organism: Nelumbo nucifera (sacred lotus)
Lineage: Eukaryota; Viridiplantae; Streptophyta; Magnoliopsida; Proteales; Nelumbonaceae
Product: pentatricopeptide repeat-containing protein At4g21300-like
Biological process (GO): RNA modification
Molecular function (GO): RNA binding; protein binding
Source: RefSeq, a predicted model, not a curated record
AUGCUUUCUUUCGCACAGUGUCCCUUCGUGUCUCCCAUUAUUCUCAAACUCUCUAGCGUCCAGGAGCAAAUUGGAUCUAAGAAGACCACAAACAAAGAAACUCUGCAUUUGAAACUCCCUCCAGAAGAGCCUCCCUUAUUAUUCGACUCUAGAGCAGCGGUACAUCUCCUGAACUCAUGCACUUCAGCGAGGAACCUGAAACUGGGGCUUUGCAUCCACGCGCAUGUUUUGAAAUCUGGGCUCCAUUCAAAUGUAUUCGUCAGUAAUUCUCUUUUGGAUUUUUAUGCAAAAUGUGGGCGCUUGGAAGACGCUUCCAAAUUGUUCGACUGGAUGCCUGAGAGGACAGUCGUGUCUUGGACGUCAAUGAUGAUGGGUUAUUGCCAGAACGAAACUGUCGAUGAGAUCAUAUCGAUUUUUAGGCAGAUGCUGUUGGAAAAUAUCCUCCCUAAUGAAUUCACGUUUGCCGUUUUAUUGCAAGCUUGUGGGAAGAACCGUAACUUUGAUUUAACAGAGAUGGUUCAUGGCAAUCUUGUUGCAAACGGCUUUCUCGAGCACCAGUUUUUACAUAAUUGUCUGAUAGACACAUACUCUAAGUGUGGAUUCUUGAUGGGUGUCGAGAAAUUGAUGAACAAUUCGAGUUGCAGAGAUGUGAUCUCUUGGACCUCGGCCAUAUCAGGUUGUAUAUCAAAUGGACUGAUCGAGAGGGCCUUUGUUUUAUUCUUCCGCAUGCUAGAAGAUGGCAUUGUGCCAAAUCAGAUAACGAUUAUAAGCAUGAUUCAGGCAUGUUCUUUAUCAGAGGAAUGGCGAUUAUUUAUGUGGAUUCAUGGUUAUAUAAUAAAAUCAGACUUGUGUCGGGAUACCCUUGUCAUGAAUUCUCUUGUUGAAAUAUACUCCAGAAACGGCUAUUUCCUCGAAGGAAUGAAGAUUUUUGGCAAGUUCUAUUUUACAGGUGACUGUCGGUAUCUCAACCCAGAGACAAUGGCCAAUCUUCUUCAGGGAUGUGGUCACUUGGAGUGUUUGAGACAAGGGAAACAGAUACAUGGGUACCUGAUCAAGCACCGAUUCUUUCCCUCCGUGGUUGUAGAGAACUCUCUUAUGGACAUGUACGCAGAAAAUAAACAGACUGAAUCUGCGUUUAGAAUAUUUACAGAGAUGAACAAGAGGGACGUAAUCUCCUGGAACACCAUGAUCGCAUGCUUUGUCAAGAAUGGUCUCCCUUCUGAGGCAUUGGAGCUUUUCCAUGAAGUACAUGCCAAUGGAGGAGAUACCAUAAAGGGGCCUGACUUUGUUACGGUUCUAACUGCGCUCCAAGCUUGCUCAGAAUUAGCAUCCUUGCAACUUGGCCAGAUCAUCCAUGGCUACCUUAUUAGGUCAGGCUUCCUGUAUGAUGUUUUCAUUCAAAAUUCCCUGAUAGACAUGUAUGGAAAAUCAGGCCAUGCAAAAUUUGCGGAGCAGAUCUUCAAGGACAUGCCUACUAAAGAUUUGGGUUCUUGGAAUUCGAUGAUUGCAGCAUACGGCAUUAAUGGAAAUGGAACCUCUGCUCUGCAAACAUUUUCAAAUUUGAAGGAGUUGAGUGCUCACCAGCCAAAUGCAAUCAGCUUUCUUCACGUUCUUUCGGCCUGUGGGCAUUCUGGAUUGGUGAAUGAAGCCUUCCAGUACUUCAACAGCAUGGAUAAAGAAUAUGGCAUUCAACCAAGCACAGAGCAUCUCACUUGCAUGGUGGAUAUGCUAGGGAGGUUAGGGCGGCUUGAUGAAGCAGUGGAUUUUAUACAGAGGACGCCUUUGAGGCCUGGGCCAUCUGUAUGGGGAGCUUUAUUGGGUGCUUGCGCAUUGUUUGGCAAUGUCACGGUAGCUGAGAGAACUGUAGAAAAUCUUUCUGCUUUGGAACCUGAAAGCAAGGUGUGGAGAGUUGCACUGUCAAAUGUUUAUGCGGGGAUUGGAAGAUGGGAAGAUGCUGCAAAGGUAAGAAGAUUGGAAAUGGACGGUAGAGAUGGAGUGAGAAAGAAGGCCGGAUGGAGCAGUGUGGAGGUCAGAGGGGAGAGCCACAGAUUCAUGGUAGGGGAUACCAGACAUCCUGAUAGCAAGAAUAUCUAUGAGAUGUUAGACGUGAUCAAAAGACAACUUGAAUCUGUUUAG